AUAAAAAAUUGAGGCCAUCUCAAAAAAUUCUUUAGAAGUGGUGCUUUUGAUGCUAAAAAAUCAUUAAAUCGAUCAUCUAAGAUUUAUGGAUGGGAGAAAAAAGAAAAGAAAAGAAAAGAUUGUAUUAAAAAUAGUACGUGUUUUAAUGCAUUUUGAAUGAGAAUGGAAUAAUGAAGUUCCCCCUUCCCAAAUCUCACACGUGUUUCUAAAAGCAUAGAAACGCUCGCGUGCUUUCUCCCAAUCAACUUCGUGUAUUCGACCUUUUGAAUAAAAACUAUCCUUGUUUUUUUUAGUCCACUGAAUGAUCAGAUCACCUUCAAGUCUUCUACCUUUUGAAUAAAAACCAUUUAUCCAAUCCAAAAUCCUGCGAAUUUUGGACAUGAUUGGAGAAGUCCAAAUACAAGCAACAACUCCAUUAUUCUGAUGAAAAGGGCCACAUUUCAAUAGUUAAUGUACCUUCUGAACAAGUGGAUGUUCCUUCCUACUCAAUUUCCCAGGCUACAUACACUGGCCCCCAAUUUGAACAAGCACCACUUCUCUAGGUUAGCAAUUCAUGGUUGGCCUCAUUUUGGAAUUGGGUUUGGUGCCAAUUUCCAACCAAGAACCAAUGUCCAUGGCCCCAAUUGCCAUUUUGAUCAAGUUUCUCUCAAUGCCACAAUUACCAAGUGCAUGCGUGAAGGAUUGGUUGAUUAUGCUCGCCAACUCUUUGAUACAAUGCCUCAAAGAAAUGUGGUGACAUGGAAUUCAAUGAUCAGAGGGUAUUCGCUGCAAGGCAAUUUGGAGGAAGCUCUAAGACUCUUUUACAAGAUGCCGGAGCGUGAUCUCAUAUCUUGGAACACCAUGAUUACGGGGUGCAUGUCUAAUGGGGAGACUCAAAAUGCGAGGCUAUUGUUCAUCGAGAUGCCCCAACGUGAUCUAGUUUCCUGGAAUGCAAUGUUAACGGGAUAUGUCCACAAUGCCAUGAUGGAAGAAGCAUAUCAUUUGUUUCAAGUAAUGCGUGAGAGGAAUGUGAUUUCGUGGAACAUUGUCAUGUCUGGCCUGGUCCACCAUAAUGCAAUUCAUAAGGCAAAAGAACUCUUUGAAGCUAUGCCUGUGAAAGAUGCGGCUUCUUGGACGAUAAUGGUGUCCGCACAUGCACAAGAAGGGAAUUUAGAUAAAGCUCGCGAGUUUUUUAAUCGAAUGCCAGCGCGAGAUAUCCGUUCAUGGAAUGCCAUGGUAGUUGGUUAUUUAGAGAAUGGGAUGGUUGAUAUUGCAGAGGAGCUCUUCAUGGAAAUGCCUCAAAAGGAUAUUGGGUCAUGGGGUGCAAUGAUCAAUGGUUAUGUGAAUUGUGGCCGGCUGCAUGAUGCGAUCCGACUAUUUUUGAGCAUGCCCAAGAGACAUGUUCUUGUAUGGAAUAGCCUUCUUUUGGGCCUAAUCCAAAGUGGUUUGGCAGAAGAAGCUCAUGCUUUAUUUAUUAAAAUACCAUGUAAAAAUGUUGUAUCAUGGACCAUUGUAAUGGAUGGUUAUUUUCACCUUGGGAAUAUAAUCACUGCUCGUUCCUUGUUUGAAAUGAUGCCUUGUCAAGAUGAGACUUCGUGGAACACGGCCAUUGCAGGAUACACUCGUAACGAAUGUGGGGAAGAGGGCUUACAAUUGUUUUUUGAGAUGCGGAUACGCGGCCCAAAUCCCGACUUUGCCACCUUUACGAGUGUGUUAAACAUAUGUUCUAUCUUACCAUCUUUAGAUUGUGGGAAGCAGGUUCAUGGGUUGAGUAUUAAGUUUGGCUGGGAUAUUGUAAUUGCAGUUGGUAAUGCGAUCGUAAGUAUGUAUGCUAGAUGUGGAAGCAUAGAUCAAGCCAUGUUUACUUUUGAAUAUAUGCCAAACUAUGACAUUAUCUCAUGGAAUGCAAUCAUAUGUGCAUAUGCUCAACAUGGGUAUGGGAGAGAAGCUCUUGAACUCUUUGAUCGGAUGAGGUUGGCCAAUAUCGAGCCCAAUCCAGUAACUUUCAUGGGUGUUCUCAAUGCUUGUUGUCAUGCCGGUCUUGUUAGAGAAGGUCGCUACUAUUUUGAUCUCAUGACACACACUUGUGGUCUUGAACCAACAUCUGAGCAUUAUACUUGCAUGGUAGAUUUGCUUGGGCGAUUUGGGUUUCUUGAAGAAGCUCAUACUUUGAUUGAGAGAAUGAGAUCUCAUUUACGGCCUAGUGCUACUGUGUGGGGUGCUUUGUUAGGGGCAUGCAAACUUCAUGGGUAUAUUGAGCUUGGAGAGGUUGCGGCUUCACAAGUUUUAGCAAUGGAACCACAAAGCUCUGGGGCCUAUUUGAUGUUGUAUAACUUGUAUGUGGGGGUGGGCAAGAUGAGAGAAGCAGGGAAAAUUUGGUCAUUGAUGAAGGAAAGAGGGGUGAAGAAGCAACCUGGUUGUAGUUGGAUUGAGGUCAAGAAUAGUGUCCACAUUUUUCUCUCUGGAGAUGGAUCACACCCACAGAGCAAUGACUUGAGUGCCUUGUUAGUGUUAUUGAAUAUGGAUAUGAGAUGGAGUUGCAUGUAAUGAUGACUAUUUGAAAUGGUUUUUAGACUAUGCAUUGAAUGAUGGACUACUUCAAUUGGAAUUUUUUUUCUUUGACCUGUGACAGUAACUUUUGCCUUACAAGAAUUAUUAGAUCCUGACUAACGACCAUCUACAACAACAUUGUAUUGCCAUCUCUAAUUAUUUCUUCAUAUAUCAGUGAUUGGAAGAGACAGUGAAGCUUCUUAUUUUUCACUGGUACUAUUCAUGAGCGAUUGGAUAGAAUUCAGGUCUUGAAUACCGUGUACAUAUUUGAAGAUGAGUCACAGCCUCAGAUUAAGAAUUUAGAUGCCUUCUCAUAUAGGUUUGAGAUGGAGUUGCAGGUAUUGAUGAUUAGAAAAAUGGGGCUUAGAAAUCAUACAUUGCAACACUUGCCCGACUUGAAUGUUUCUUGAAAUUGCGUCACAGAUGAUAUAAUUGACAAAUACCUUAUUUGAACUUCUACAACUUGGUAGUGAUCUAUAAGAUCUUGACCGCAUCCAUUUUUUAGUUCAUGGUGUUAUAUCCUUACCUGUCCCCAAGCAGAGUUGAUGAUCUAAAAUCUCCUCUGCUAUAAGUUUUCAUGGUGAAUUUGAUAUGUUUAUAUAAUUUGGUUGUCAGUGCAUAGGUCAUAUUGUACCAGCUGGUGAACUUGCCCAUUCUAAUAGAGAGGUAUUCUUUGUUAGAUUUGCAUGGUAGCUGGUUUGUUGUGUUAGACAGAGAAAAUAUACGUGCUGAAGGAUCACAUUACAAUGGUCAUCACUUGUGGUAUCAAGCUUGACGAUCUGGUUCAUCAACAGAGUAGAAGUCGAUCUUGAGCCUAUUGGAUGAAAUAACCAGGUGGCAUGUUUAAGCAUUACUUCUUCAACUAUUGAUACUUGAGGAACCUUGAGCCUGCAGGUUCAAGUGGACCAUUAUUGUUGGUGAAGGUUGAGUGCUAAAGGCAUUUUUUGGCCACUAGGGGUUUCAUUGAUUCAAACAAUAGCUCCUCUUUGGAUUAAGUGGUUUUCUCCCCUCCACCUCCCGGGGUCAUUGAUUGCAAGGAGAGUGAUUCAUUGAAAUGUCAUCUGAUGGGUGAGCCAAGUUUUUGCACAUUGGAGGUCAGAGCGCAUGUUUCACCAAUGGUUCCUUCUUGUUAUCUCAACCUUUAUUCAGAUUUAACAGCCUUCUCUUUGCUUUGUUGUUCAUCUGAUGAUAUGCCCGUAUCAAUUGCGUCAUCUGCAACUCACAAUAAUGUAUCUUUGAAACUAAAGGAAAUG
Molecule: messenger RNA, 3782 nt
Organism: Amborella trichopoda
Lineage: Eukaryota; Viridiplantae; Streptophyta; Magnoliopsida; Amborellales; Amborellaceae
Source: RefSeq, a predicted model, not a curated record